This is a messenger RNA of Priapulus caudatus, 1236 nucleotides long. RefSeq lists its product as uncharacterized. The transcript has 7 exons. Bases 225 to 1043 code for a protein of 272 amino acids. Lineage: Eukaryota; Metazoa; Priapulida; Priapulimorpha; Priapulimorphida; Priapulidae. The record is from RefSeq and is a predicted model, not a curated record.
CUACUCCACUAACGAGUAGCUGAGCUAGUAAUAGAUGGACAUUUUCCUUUCCUCCAUUGUUAGGUAGUUUACUAGCAUCAUGCCAUGAUACGACUGAUGAUUAGACAGUUGUAAUAAAUAUUUGGCAUGGACAAGAUAAUUGGAAACAAUUUGUUAGUGUGCUGUAUUUGUUACAUCGUCAUUUUUCUCUGACAUAUCAAUAUAAGAAAUGUCUACAAGUGUUCAUGUUUAUUUACAGGCCAGUUUGCAAGUUUUAUGUGAAGAACACUAAAGUUCCAUUUGAGGAGGACCAUUUCCAUGAGUUUAAAGGACAUCGCAACUUGUGUGUGGAGGAUCUACCACACUGGUGCUACACUUCCUCUGAUAAACGCAGUCGGAAACCAAUAUCUAGUGUGCUGAAUGCCUUUCUUAACACGGGGGAUGGAGGAAUCGUUUAUAUCGGGAUCGUCGAUGAUGGCACUGUCAAAGCAAUACGGCUCACAGAAUACCAGAAGGAUCAUCUACGUGCUGGCAUUGACGACUUGCUACAAAACAGAUUUUAUCCCAGUGUCAGUCAACAUCGGUACCGUGUAAAGUUUGUCCCCGUCAUCGAAAAAGAUGACGACCACAUUGACAUCGACCACAUCUAUAAUUUGGAAAUAAGUACCAUGACAGAUCCCAAGCUGAAAGAAAAGCCACAUUUGCUGAGGACUGCACAGUACUGCUGGUGCGACAAGGAUUCUAUAGCACAGUUUAAUAAUGGGCAGGUGUGCGGAGAAUAUGUAGCAGAGAUACACAUCCAAACGUGGGACCCAAGCGAUGCGAGGAACGCUGGCUCGAUGCAAACACAGCACAAGCUAAACCCUGUGCACCAGAAUGAGGAGGCACACGUUUACUUCCGCAUGCAAGCCAGUAAUAUGCGGGCUUCAAUGCACGACAUAAGGCAAGUCACUCAGCUACAGAUGCAAAGUCACUACCAACCAGAGAUAAACAGUUUGCAAGCAGAACUACAGCGGUUACAGGCGAGAUUAUCAGAGAAAGAUGUUGAAUCCAUGCUUCACUGACUAAUAUGAAAUUGCAUACCAAAGUGUAUCCAAAUGCCUCUGCCAACAAAUCAGGUUCUAGCCAUUUGUAAUAAGUGCCAUAGGAUGAGAUUCGUGUUUUAUUUUUGUAACAAUACUUCGGAAAUAUUUGAAUAGGAGUAUGUGUUUGUAACAAUAUUUCGAAGGUAUCAAAAAAUAAUAUUUUUAUACAAUU